This is a messenger RNA of Suillus subaureus, 360 nucleotides long. RefSeq lists its product as uncharacterized. The record is from RefSeq and is a predicted model, not a curated record. Gene Ontology annotation, molecular function: proton-transporting ATPase activity, rotational mechanism. Gene Ontology annotation, cellular component: proton-transporting V-type ATPase, V0 domain. Gene Ontology annotation, biological process: proton transmembrane transport. Bases 1 to 360 code for a protein of 119 amino acids. The transcript has 4 exons. NCBI's taxonomy places the organism in Eukaryota, Fungi, Basidiomycota, Agaricomycetes, Boletales, Suillaceae.
AUGCCAGCAGAACUCUGCCCACCAUAUGCGCCAUUUUUCGGCUUCGCAGGUGUUGCUUCAGCUGUAACGGUUGGUGCUGCGUUCGGAACGGCAAAGGCUGGAAUUGGUAUUGCAGGCCUGGGGACGUUCAAGCCUGAACUGAUCAUGAAGGCGAUGACCCCAUCGAAAGGCUAUCCCUUAGCUGCAGGCUUCAUUCAUCUAGGAGCAGGAAUUUCUUGUGGAAUGACUGGCAUUGCUGCGGGUUAUGCUAUUGGCCUCGUCGGAGAUUCGUGCGUCCGGGCAUAUGUUCACGAGCAACGAGUAUUUGUGUCCAUGAUCCUCAUCCUGAUCUUUGCGGAGGUCCUGGGGCUUUACGGGUGA